AGGAGGUUUUAACAACACAAACUUAUAAAGCAAAUGGAUAAACAAUUUUAUUGAUGAGCUUUUUAUUUUUUCAUUUAAUUGUCUUAUUUAAAAUUACACACACACACAAAUAUAUAUAAAACCAUAUAAUCGAUUAUUACUGAAAAUUAAAUAUAUUUUUAUUUUAGGUUUUAUCUUUAAAUAAAAAAGCUCAUUCCUUUGUUCCUGUACCUGGAGUUGGGGUGGGCUGCAGUAAACCCCAAACCUUCACAAAGCUGCUCUUGGUCUUUUCAUUCUAUAACAUGUUGUUUUAUUAUCCACACAGAUCCUUUCACCGCAGCAUGUUUUUCCUCUGCCCUGUGUGCAAAAAGGCUCCUCACUCUCUUCCUGGGCAUCUCAGGGAGGUGUGUAUGAGGAACAGCACAAAGGCAGAGAUCCAGGCUGUCGUCAUAGAGGCCAAGAAGGAGUUGUCUGAAUUCUGCCACAGAGGACGUUUCUGGGAGUUUGGAGAAAUUCGUGACAUAUUGGACUCUACUAAUCCUCUGGACAGGAUGAUUGCGGAGAUGCAGUCAAGGGGGUUGGUCAUUAAUAACUUACCUUCACUCCUCCCGGAACCAGCUCAAUCGACUACAUCUUCUGUGUCUCAAAGCUCUGGAGAAGGUCCAGUUGAGCCUCCAAAUGAGCCCUUAUCUGACGAGAGCUCUGGAGAGUACUAUCAGAGCACUGUUGGACCGAAGUGGACCUCUUCCGUGAGGGUGGAAAUGGUCAAAAAAGGCUUUUACAAUAAGCACUCCAUUGACCACCCCCUUCUAGCAGGAUUUAAUAAGGACCUGCACAUUGACCUAGGACAUAAAAACAGCAAACAAGUAGUGGAAACAGUGUCCAGGUUCUUACAUUACAUGGAUUCCACUGAGCCAAACUUGAUGUUUGUUCGUCAGGUGGAGAAAGUGCGAGAGUACUUUAACAUCUUGUCAGAUACAAAGCUCUCAAAAUGGACAGUGUUCAACUACUGGAAGAGUCUCAAGAGGUUCAUGAAAUACAUUAUUACCCCCACAGACAUUCGCCACAACAAUCCAUCUCUGUUCCAGGACUGUGAGAGUUUUUUGGAUGUGCUGUAUGAAAUAGAGAGUGCUAUGUCCAAAAAAGUAAGCACGGAGGUCACAGGGAAAAAAUCAGAGCUUGGGAAUGGCAAAGAAAUUUUGCCAAAGGACUGCCUUGCUGUUUUGGAGGCUGCAUUCAAAGAUUUCCAGGCCGUGAUGUGUAAAAUGCAGGAUCCAGGAGCCAUCACAGGGGACUGUUUGACUAAAAAUGAACGGCUGCUCGUCCUGUACUACCUGGAGGCUAUUAUCAUGCUGAAGCUACUUCAGCGACCUAGUGUAGUGACACAGAUGACUGUUGAGGAUUGGGAGGGGAGAAGCCGGAUAGAGAAUGGUGUCUGUGUUGCAGUGAAGGAGCACAAAGUACCGUUGUCACACGAACAGGAACUUUGGUUUGACUUGUACUUCAAUGAGGUGCGGCCAGUAAUGCUACAAGAAAACCGCACCGGCGACGAUGUGGCAGUUGAUUCAUUUUUUGUAUCAAGUAGUGGGAGAUCGAUUUAUAAUCCCUCGAAUGACUUAAAAAGACUACAUGACAAAUACAGUCUCCCUAGUGUGACCUUUGGUGAUGCCCAGAGAGCGUUUGAGGCAGCAGCACAAAACCUGAAGUCAGAAGUGGAGAGAAAUGUGUUGGCACGGCUGUUUGGGCACAUGCCAGAAACAGCUGAAAGGAACAACAUGAGGAGAACGUCUUCAGAUGCAUUUCUGGCUCUAAGUGUGCUAGAUCAGCUUGCUGGAAAAACACGACAAAGGUCCAGUAGAGCUUCCAGCCAAGAGACAAGGGUGGACGAAGAGACAGCCUACAAAACUCUUGAGCAGUUCUGUCCAGUGACUCUGGAGGGGCCUCCUCCAAAAAGGGCACGCAGGAAUGAGCUGUGUGGCUCAGAACAUGAGAGGCACUGCUAUGACCGCUGGUGUAGCGAGCAGCUUAAGCUGCGUGAACAGCAUGCUCUUGAACAUUUUGCUGGACAGCAGCCAUCAGAGUCCAAAAUAAACCGCUGGAUGGACAAACAAGGGUGGACGUCAAAUGUCCCACAGGCUUCAGUGGUUCUGAAGCAGUGGAAGCCUGUUGCCAGGUUGGACUCGGUCAUCGACAGCAGCUUUGUGCAUAAAAUGAUUUCGUCUCAAUGCUGGAAAGGACUGACUGUCAGACCCGUCCCUGACAAGGGUGAUGGUGUUUUCACCAAAAAACCCUUUCAAAUUGGGGAGGUUGUCUGUGAAUACCACGGCCAGCUGGUUACCCAUGAAGAUGGGAUGGCAAUUGUUUCGACCAGCGGCAUUAGACCUGGACAUUUGUUUUUUUAUAAGAACAAGCAACAUGAAGCCAUGUGCAUUGACGCACAUGAAGAAAGUUGCCAGUGCCAUCCCAUGAAGUUCAAUUACGGACGCCUGAUACGUCACUCCAGCAAAAGAGCCAAUAUCCGGCCCAGGCUGUAUGUGCUUUAUGAUAGAGACAUCAUUCUCUUCAUUGCUACAAAAGACAUUUUGAGUGAUGAGGAGUUACUCUAUAAUUAUGGCUCAAAGAGGAGAUCUUUUGCCGGGAAAGGGCUGGAAUUGGACUGGAUGUGAAAGAACAUCUUUCCAUCCCCCAUUCUCACUCACUUCUAGCAUGUCCAACUCCAAGUUUCCACCUGUGGCCAUAUUCUCUCCUCUCUCUCUGGACUCUGGACAACCAUCACUGCUCUUCUCACCCUGAAGGAUUCUUCCUGCAAUGUCAAGCACCAACACUUCUCUCUAAAUAGAGACUUGGUUGUAAUAGGCUGAAUGAGUGGGUCUUACAAACCAUUCACCUUUACUUCCAGAGAACUGUAUUUUCUCUUACUGACUUGUCUUUUUUCACUCUUUUUUUCUCAUAAGCUUCCUUUAUGCAAUAGUGAGAGUGUGAGUAGGCUAGUCCAUAUUCUCUCCUCUCUCUGGAUUCUUUGCAACACAUGUGGAAUUACAGCCUGGUAAGUAUGCUGAAGCUGCUCGUAACCCUCCCUCCCACCCACCCUUAAUUUCAACCUCAAGAAAAGCCAUGGACCUCACUGCCGAGAAUUAACCAGGCAUGUUAAUUCUUCAAGCAAGCAAUAGCAUAUUCAUCCUAGGAUUCACCGCCAUUUUUAAUUUAAGACAUUACCUAUGUUGUCUUUAUGUUGUUUGAUUAAUGUUCAGAUUUUGUUCAUUUGUUUGCACUUGUAUGUACUGGAAGUUGUUUAUUUUCUUUAGUGUAGUUAUUAUUUGAUAUUACUAUUAUAUAUACAGUCUUCAACUGU
Molecule: messenger RNA, 3331 nt
Organism: Danio aesculapii
Lineage: Eukaryota; Metazoa; Chordata; Actinopteri; Cypriniformes; Danionidae
Exons: 10
Coding region: 282-2645 (787 amino acids)
Molecular function (GO): protein binding
Source: RefSeq, a predicted model, not a curated record